This is a messenger RNA of Neofelis nebulosa (Clouded leopard), 1641 nucleotides long. It is a transcript of the gene B3GALT9, whose product is annotated as beta-1,3-galactosyltransferase 9. The record is from RefSeq and is a predicted model, not a curated record. Bases 340 to 1449 code for a protein of 369 amino acids. Lineage: Eukaryota; Metazoa; Chordata; Mammalia; Carnivora; Felidae. Gene Ontology annotation, cellular component: membrane. Gene Ontology annotation, molecular function: hexosyltransferase activity. The transcript is spliced from 2 exons.
CACACACAUUUCACCAGGAAUUCAGCAUACCGGCAACAGGUCAGUUUCAAAACAUAUACAAGGUUGGAAGCGUUUGAAAAGGUUUGUGUUCUCCAUUCUUUGUUCUGGAUUCACUCUAGCUGUAACAUAAUCUGCACUUGCUUCCCUAUGGAGUCAGCAGGUAUUCUGGGACAAAAGCUCAAGUUGAUUGGAAAGAAACUUUAUCCCUUAAAGUCUCAGGCACAAAGCACCUUACCUCAAUUGCUGUUAGACUGGAAUGAUGCUGAGAGCUACAUUUGGACAUAAUUUUGGCAUCUGGAUUCAGUAAUUUCCAAAGUCCUGAAACGGUUCACAGACAACAUGCAGGUGACAUUCUGCAGACUUCGGACUCACCAGUGGUGUUUCAUUCUAUUUAAUGUUAUCCUGUUUCAUGCUUUGCUUUUUGGGGCUGAUUUUGUGGAAGAAUACUUUCUGCAUGCUUUGCCUUAUGUGGAUAUGAAAGCUCUUGAAAUUAAGGAGAAGGCAAGAAAAUUGAACACGGAGCCCCUAAGAAGUAAUCUUUCCAAGUAUUACAUCCUGAGCCAGUCGGAGCUGUGUAAAGGGAAGAAUAUAUUUUUACUCUCUCUUAUCUUCAGUAGCCCGGGAAAUGGAACAAGGCGGGACCUCAUCAGGAAAACCUGGGGUAAUGUGACCAGUGUUCAAGGGCACCACAUUCUCACACUGUUUGCUUUGGGAAUGCCCGUUUUGGUAACUACCCAGCAAGAAAUAGACAAAGAGUCCCAUAAGAAUAAUGAUAUAAUUCAAGGAAUCUUCUUGGACAGUGCUGAGAACCAAACCCUGAAAAUCAUCACGAUGACGCAGUGGGCUGUGACUUUCUGCCCUAAUGCCCUGUUCAUUCUUAAGGUUGAUGAAGAGAUGUUUGUCAAUGUCCCGAGCUUGGUAGACUAUCUUCUUAAUCUGAAAGAUCACCUGGAGGAUGUCUAUGUAGGAAGAGUUAUCCAUCAAGAUACACCCAACAGGGAUCCUAAUAGUCAAGAAUUUAUCCCUUUUAGCGAGUACCCAGAAAAGUACUACCCAGAUUACUGCAGUGGCGAGGCCUUUAUUAUGUCCCAAGAUGUGGCUCGGAUGAUGUAUGUGGUUUUCAAAGAAGUACCCAUAAUGGUUCCUGCUGAUGUGUUUGUAGGAAUUUGUGCAAAGUCUAUUGGCCUUAUACCCAUCCACAGUUCAAGGUUUUCUGGAAAAAGGCACAUCAGAUACAACAGAUGUUGCUAUAAGUUCAUUUUUACAUCCUCAGAAACUACAGAUAUUGAAAUGCCCCUGGCGUGGAAGGAAAUUAGCAGUGGAAAAGAAUGUACCCUGUUUGAGACUUACUACGGGCUCAUUUCCUGCAAACUUCUGACAUACUUUGACACCCUUAAACGUUUCCACGUGGGUACCAUAAAAAAUGAUGGCAUGUAUUUGGGUGAUUAGGUUUUUUUUUGCUUUUUAUUAUAAAUUUGGUCUUUUUAAAUUAACUCAUACCUCGUUAUAGAAAGCAUCCCUCCUUCCUUGUGUUUUAUGUACUUUCUUUUAGCGAGUUGCAAAAUGUUAUUAGUGCUCGGAUGUACUACAUCAUGUUGAGAUUUCAUGUUACGAAAUCUAAGUUGAGAUAGCACUCCUUUC